Molecule: messenger RNA, 1878 nt
Organism: Symbiodinium natans
Lineage: Eukaryota; Dinophyceae; Suessiales; Symbiodiniaceae
Source: the annotation of a GenBank genome assembly
AUGCGCAUGGAGUCGAAUGAAACGGUUCCAUCAGAGCCAGUCAAGGUCAGACCUACGACAUACGUGAAAGUCUUGACGCUCACAUGUUUGGCUAUGUAUCCUUUUUUCGCGCUGCUCACAAGCAAGUUGGAAACUGGAGGUUUCGUGCCGUGUGCUGAAGAAUGUGUUUUCAUGCGAUAUUCUGGUGUUCCUCACCUGCCAUCAACUGCUGCUGAGAAUGUGGAGCUCACUACAGGGAAGCCAGGUGGUUGGUGGGCAGGGUUUCCAUUGUUUGUGUCCGUCCGCAAUGGCCAUGGCAUCCGAGCAAGCUAUCCUCCGGUUUCUUCGCUGCAGACAUGGCUCCUGACACCAGGAGCUGUUCUCACUGUGGGCCCAUGGGUGUACACAUCUGCGGCAUUGAAAUGGGACAGCUCCAACCAGGUGGCCUUUCCAGACACUGAAGAGGUCAAUGAUCCGGAUCAGUGCGAACAUAAGCACGUGCGUCAACACAUCGACAACCACCUGGCCGGAAAUCCCAGCAAAUACCUUUGUUUGUUGGGACUUGUCCUUUGGGCCACGUGUAAUGUAGCACAUGACUGGGCCCUUCUUUAUGGAUGCGAGGAACGCAUUACGCUCAAGAUUGCACACGCAUCCUGGUGUUGUCAGGCUAUGUCUUGCGUGGCUACUUUCAUGUGGAGCACUGGUGCUGCGGAAGUCUUUGUCGCCCCAUCGUUCGGAUGCUAUUACCAGUUAGAUGUUUGGGAGACGAUCCUCAUUGCACUUCCGCCAUUCAUUCUCCUUGCAGCCACUGAAGUCAAACGUGGGGCACUCGUCUUAUCGGUGUGUCAUGGUGACUACUUAUUUUCAGUCAACUACCAGCUUCCGUUCAGGAUGGUUCGUUCUACACGUCCUUCCAGUCCUGCGGGGACAUUGUUGACAAUAGGGCUGCACGGAGACCGGCAAUGGUCGAGUUGGCCUUUCGUGAAAGCGCGGAGUACCCCAACUUUAUUGGAUUCUUCGUCUGACAACCAGUCUGUAGGAAAGUGCUUGUCAUCAAGUCCCUCUCGUUGCAUGCCGAGGCAUUCGGGAGACAACUGUGUGGCUGAAUGCCCAGCUCAGAAACUGUCUUUCAAGGAUAUGGAUGACAUGGAAUUUCACCUGUCCAAAAGCCACCAUUGUUGGACCUAUGCCAAAUACUUUGUGAUUGCUCCAUUUGCCAUGGGUCCCCUUGUCAGAAGGCUUAUUAGCGUGUUCCUGAUCCAGGAAUGGUCGCUUGGUGCCAUGGGUGGCCUGAAGCUUGCGGUCGCAAUGAUGCUUUUGGCGUCAGUUGCUGCGGGUAUCUUCCCGAUGUAUUUCGCUAUCUCGCAGUAUCUCAAAGUCGUCCAGAGCCAGGCCAACAAGUGCAACUUCACUGGGCACUUUAGCUGUUGGAACUGGUACAGCUUGUUAUCACACGUGUGGUUCUGUAUCCUUGGACCUUUCUUCAGCCUCGGCGCGGUCUUGAAGCUUUUCUGGUUUCUUCGAGGCGCUGGAGCUGCAGAUGAGCUUGAGAGUAGCUGGUAUUGGCACUUGCAUGGGACGUCCAUGUACAUCUAUGCAACGUUGUCUUAUGCAGUGCUCAAGAAAUCCCGGGACCCAAAUUGCAUGCUUCAGGCCCGCACGCUGAAGCCAAGUUUUCCAGGCUGGGAACAAUCCUACCUCCUAAAAGAGCUCAACGAAGACCACCCCGACUGGCAAAUGACACCUUACUUGAAGCUGUGCGGUGGAAACGUGGAAAAUGUCAAGACGAUCAAGAAGGAGAUGCGUGAAGACGCAACUCUUCCCCACGUCGAGCAAGCCUGGAAAGUGUUGUCAAAGAUCCCGACACAGGAUUCGGCACAGGAACUGUUAGUCGUUUGA